AUCAACUUGGACCAUCCAAAUGCACACUAAGAAAGCACAAACCAAAUCGGAAGCCUCGAACGCCUUUCACAACGCAUCAACUUAUGGCAUUGGAGAGGAAAUUCAGACAGAAACAGUACCUAUCGAUUGCAGAGCGUGCGGAAUUCUCGAACAGUCUGACGUUGACAGAAACCCAGGUAAAAAUAUGGUUUCAAAAUCGCCGGGCGAAAGCAAAGCGUAUACAAGGAUUGGAGUCUGGUACCAGCGAACGUGAUGUAAUCACACAAUUGUCCACUGUAAACGGAGACUCAGAGCUGUCGAUGGAGGCGAGUAUAAAAUCGAACAGCCCCAGCAGGUCAGAAUGUGCGAGCCACUCUCCAUUCGGAAACGCCAAAGUAUUCACAGAAGUGGAUAAGAAAUCAGAAACUGAAAAACCUUCGGCGUGUUUGGGAAACUCGUCAGUCAGCGAUCACGAUUUGUUGUUCGGUGCAUACUGUGACGAACCACCUGCCU
Opisthorchis viverrini is the source of this 492-nucleotide messenger RNA. RefSeq lists its product as hypothetical. Gene Ontology annotation, cellular component: nucleus. Gene Ontology annotation, biological process: regulation of transcription by RNA polymerase II; embryonic morphogenesis. The record is from RefSeq and is a predicted model, not a curated record. The annotation marks the transcript as partial. Lineage: Eukaryota; Metazoa; Platyhelminthes; Trematoda; Opisthorchiida; Opisthorchiidae. The transcript has 2 exons. Gene Ontology annotation, molecular function: RNA polymerase II transcription regulatory region sequence-specific DNA binding; DNA-binding transcription factor activity, RNA polymerase II-specific.